GCCAGCUUCGCACCACCACACGUCAACUCCUGCUCACCUGCUCCUCUCCUCCUCCCUCCUCUUCGCCAACCUCAACGCUCUGCGUCAAUCCCAGGACCAGCACGCCACGCGUCCUCCCUCCCUCCCUCCGUCAGAGGCCGCCGACUUCUGGCUCCGAACCGACCUCCUGGCCAGCGCCUGCAGUCGCUGCAGAGCUGUUCCUGACCGCUGUCCACCGCCGCCGCCCACAAAUCGUCCCCGACAACCCUCGUCUCCGCGGUUGCGCCGCCGCCUCGUGUCAUGUCGGCUUCCCCCAACGAUGGCUACGCCCAGGUCCCGGGCCAGCAGAUGCAGCCCGAGCAGCCUGCAUCAGUCGGCAGCCCGCCUCCCGACGCCGCCCAGGCCCACGCCGCUGGCAAGAAGAAGAAGCGAGGCUACGCCGCCGGCGCCUUCGACGUGGGCUCCGGCGCGAAUGCUGCCGUCGGCGGCCAGGCCCAAGGCGGAGCGCCGCAAUAUGGAAUCCCCCCCGGUCAGCAGCAGCCUGUCGGCUACGGCGGUUACCCCCAACCCGAUGCUCAGCAGGCCACGCCCCCGGGAUACCAGUAUCCCCAAGGCUACGGAGCUCCCCAGCCCGGCGUUCAACCCCAGCAGGGAGGAUAUGGCGGUUAUCAGGCUCCCGAUCAAGGGUACCCGGCUCCUGUCGCCGCCGGUCAGCCCGGCGCUCCGGGCGUCGCUGGCAUCACGCAAGGAAUGGGCGGCAUGCAGCUGGGCGGCCAGCCCCAACAGCAGCAACCCGUGGCGCCCGCGCCGGCCGCUCAGCCCGCCCGAGCAGGACCUCUCAACCAUCUGUAUCCCACCGACUUGAUGAACCAACCCUUCUCCGUCUCGGAGCUUGAGCUGCCUCCUCCGCCAAUUGUCCUCCCCCCAAACACGAGCGUGACGCCGUCGCCAGAUGCCAAUUGCCCUCCCCGAUACGUUCGCUCGACGCUCAACGCCGUACCGACUACCAAUUCGCUGCUCAAGAAAUCCAAGCUCCCAUUUGCGCUCGUUAUUCAGCCGUAUGGCGCGCUCCAUGACGACGAGGACCCUAUUCCUAUUGUUCAGGACCAGGUCAUUUCGCGUUGCCGCCGCUGCCGCACCUACAUCAACCCCUUUGUCACAUUCCUCGACCACGGCCACCGGUGGAGGUGCAACAUGUGCAACCUCAGCAAUGACGUCCCGCAGGCCUUCGACUGGGAUGCGGCCGCGCAGCAAACUGUCGAUCGAUGGCAGCGCCACGAGCUCAAUCACUCCGUCGUCGAGUUCGUUGCCCCUCAGGAAUAUAUGGUCCGGCCACCCCAGCCUCUGGUCUACCUGUUCCUGUUUGAUGUGAGCUAUGCCGCCGUUUCCAACGGUCUACUGGCCACGAGUGCUCGUACGAUCCUCGACAGCCUCAACCGGAUACCCAACGCGGACAGGCGCACGCGUCUCGGGUUCCUGGCCGUCGAUACCAGCCUGCACUACUUCUCGAUCCCCAAGGACGAUGACGAGAAUGCUGAGACCAAUAUGCUCGUCGUCAGUGACCUGGAGGAGCCCUUCCUCCCCGUCCCGCACGACCUUUUGGUGCCGUUGACGGAGAGCCGCCAAAGUAUCGAAAAGUUCCUGCAGAAGCUUCCCGAUAUGUUCCAGAACAACCAGAGCAACGGUUCCUGCAUGGGCUCGGCCCUGCGUGCCGGACACAAGCUCAUCUCCGCCCUGGGUGGUAAGAUCGUCGUCCUCACCGCGUCCCUGCCGAAUGUGGGUGCCGGAAAGCUCGAUAUGAGGGAGGAUAAGAAGCUGCUGGGAACCUCCAAGGAGGGAGGCCUCCUGCAGACCGGCAACAGCUUCUAUAAGAGCUUUGCCGUUGAAUGCUCCAAGAACCAGGUGUCGAUCGACAUGUUCUUGUUCUCGUCUCAGUACCAAGAUGUGGCCUCUCUGAGCAACCUGCCAAGAUACACUGGCGGCCAGACCUGGUUCUACCCCGGCUGGCACGCAUCUCGCCCAGAGGACGCUCUCAAGUUCGCCUCGGAGUUCAGCGAUUAUCUUUCCUCGGAAAUUGGCCUGGAGGCUGUGCUUCGCGUGCGGGCUACGACAGGCUUGCGCAUGAACACAUUUUACGGCAACUUCUUCAAUCGCAGUUCCGAUCUGUGCGCGUUCCCGGCAUUCCCGCGGGAUCAGUGCUACGUCGUUGAGGUCGCCAUCGACGAGAAUAUUACCAAGAACUUUGUCUGCCUGCAGGCCGCUGUCCUUCACACAACAUGCAACGGCGAGCGACGGAUCAGGGUCCUCACGCUGGCGCUCCCGACCACGACGAACCUGUCCGAUGUCUAUGCGUCGGCAGACCAGUGCGCUAUCACCACGUACUUCAGCCACAAGGCUGUCGAGAGGACACUUGGCAGCGGCCUCGAGGCUGCCCGGGACGCCCUCCAGGCGAAGCUCACCGAGCUCCUGCAGACAUUCAAGAAGGAGCUUGCGGGUGGCAGCAUGGGAGGCGGUGGUCUCCAGUUCCCGGCCAACCUGCGUGGCCUGCCCGUCUUGUUUCUGGGAUUGAUCAAGAAUGUGGGCUUGCGGAAGUCGACGCAGAUCCCUUCGGAUAUCCGCUCUGCUGCUUUGUGCCUCCUGUCAACGUUGCCUGUCCCACUUCUGAUGCGGUACAUUUACCCGCGUCUGUAUUCGUUGCAUGACAUGCCCGACAACGCAGGCAUGCCUGACGAGGAGACGGGACAGAUUGUUCUGCCGCCGGCCCUAAACUUGACGUCGGAGCGACUCGUGUCGUACGGCCUGUAUCUCAUCGAUGACGGACAGACACAGUUCCUCUGGGUCGGUCGCGAUGCGGUGCCUCAGCUCAUCGCCGACGUGUUCGGCGUCGAGGAUCGCUCGCAGGUGCACGUCGGCAAGGGCAGGGUGCCGGAGCUGGACAGCGACUUUAAUGAGAGGGUGAGGGCCGUUGUGCAGAAGAGCAAGGACCAUAGGUCCCUUGGUGUGGGAAGCAUCACCGUGCCACAUCUCUACAUUGUGCGGGAAGACGGCGAACCCAGCCUGAAGCUGUGGGCGCAGACGCUUCUUGUGGAGGACCGGGCGGACCAAGGUGUCAGCGCAGCGCAGUGGCUGGGCGUGUUGAGAGAAAAGGUGGUGCAGUGAUGAGUGACAAAAAGGAGCACUCGUUAUCUUCCUUGCAUAGACGGACGGGGAGAGGAGUUGUGCAUUGGCGACGUGUACGGAGGCGGCUCUGCGCCAAUCAGGCGGGAAAAUGAAACGACCAUCGGGAUAUCUUAGCUCAGCAAUUGCUAAUAAUUCACUCUUGGAAACGGUGCUGCCAUGCGCCAGGUCCCCCUGUGGAAGGGGAGACGUGUGGACACGCCGCGUCGGGAGGAUGGCCGGGCUGUGCGUCACGAUACGGGCCAUGGGUCGGUGCGGCUCCCCACGAGAUGCGAUGCGAUGCGAUGCGAUGCUGCAAGGCACAGCCGAGUGUUCCCGACAAGGGGUGGGAUGAGCUUUGGAGCUCUAUUUUUGGACCCUGGUCCGACAUGCGAUACAAGGCACAGUGCUCAGUUCCUGCGUGUCAUUCACUGCUGCGUGCGUGCAACCUGGCGGCGGUUCAAGCCCCUGUUGCUCGCGCCUUGGCCUUUUGGAGUUGAAUUCUCGCGCGCCUGAGUUGAGAUUGACCUAUUUGUGCACCAGCGGAGGGGAGCGAGUUAGUAGCACGUACAAAGUACGUUACUACCUUACGUACUUGGCACUGCCACCGGUCGUUCGUGGUGAAGUAGAGAGAGGUAGACAACAACGG
Messenger RNA from Purpureocillium takamizusanense, 3784 nucleotides. It is a transcript of the gene SEC24, whose product is annotated as COPII subunit. NCBI's taxonomy places the organism in Eukaryota, Fungi, Ascomycota, Sordariomycetes, Hypocreales, Ophiocordycipitaceae. The transcript is spliced from 3 exons. Gene Ontology annotation, biological process: intracellular protein transport; COPII-coated vesicle cargo loading; endoplasmic reticulum to Golgi vesicle-mediated transport. Gene Ontology annotation, molecular function: zinc ion binding; SNARE binding. The coding region runs from base 280 to 3138 and encodes 952 amino acids. The record is from RefSeq and is a predicted model, not a curated record. Gene Ontology annotation, cellular component: endoplasmic reticulum exit site; COPII vesicle coat.